Messenger RNA from Colletotrichum graminicola M1.001, 20121 nucleotides. RefSeq names its product UbiD family decarboxylase. The transcript has 2 exons. NCBI's taxonomy places the organism in Eukaryota, Fungi, Ascomycota, Sordariomycetes, Glomerellales, Glomerellaceae. Gene Ontology annotation, cellular component: fungal-type cell wall. Gene Ontology annotation, biological process: cell adhesion. Bases 1 to 20121 code for a protein of 6706 amino acids. The record is from RefSeq and is a predicted model, not a curated record.
AUGGUCAUUUACUACACACCUUUCGACGCGGUGUCGUCAAGUUCGACUUCCUCCAACAUCUUGCCUAGCUCAGAAGCCACGACAACGCCAUCUCCGGCCUCAUCCGCAGCGUUCGCCACGCUUAUCAGCACUUACUCCGGCUCUACUCCGACGACCACGACCAUUGCUCCCACCGGAACCGACACCCAGGGCACCGUUAUCAUCUUGGUACCAAGCUCGACUGGUGGGUCUACUACGGCACCGGCUGAUGCAUCUACCGCUGUCUCGACCGCUGGGCCUGCCGUGACCUCAACGGCAAAUGUCGGCUUUGCGACGCUCAUCAGCACCUACGGAGGCUCGGUGACUUCGAUCUCGACGCUCCUCUCUCCGGGGGCCACUCAGGGUACUCUUAUCGUCCUGGUUCCGAGCAGUUCCGUCGGCGCCGGAGUAUCGUCCGCUGCAAGCCCAACAGGCGUCACAAGCCCAACAAGCGUUACGGACCCCGGCAGCGCUCCGUCUGCGGGUUUGGCGAUUAUUACCUCUACUUACGGGGGCUCUGUCAUCUCGACGUCGACCAUUCUUCCUUCGGGAUCGGGUACCCAAGGCACCCUUGUUGUCCUGGUUCCGAGCAGUUCUGCCAGCGCCGGCGCUUCCCCUGUUACAAGCUCAGGCAGCGUUCCGUCUGCGGUUUUGGCAAUCAUUACCUCCACUUAUGGGGGCUCUGUCAUUUCGACCUCGACCAUUUUGCCCUCAGGGUCAGAUACUCAGGGCACCCUUGUGGUCCUGGUUCCGAGCAGUUCCGCUGGCGCGUCGACCGUCACAAGCCCGACCAUCGCCCCGUCCGCGGCUUUUGCGACUCUUACCUCCAGCUACGGGGGCUCUGUUACUUCGUUCCAGACCCUACUGCCCUCUGGCAACGAUGUAACCGGCACCGUUGUUGUUCUCGUUCCGAGCAACGCGUUGGCGUCUCCUGCCAUUACCCCAAGCGCUACUAUCGUCACGAUCACGUCGACAUACGGCGGAUCCGUCAUCUCGACGGCCAUCACGUCGCCGGCUAGCCCCGGGGACCCCGCAACUGCCGUGGUCUAUGUUCCUAGCAGUAUCAUUUCUUCGGCCCCUGUCGCGAAUAACCUACUCACGACUCUGGUAUCCACGUACUCUGGCCUGGUCCCAUUGACGAGCACACUGGCCCCGGUCAACGCGAACGACGUAACAACCGUCGUUGUUCUACUCCCAAGCUCGACUGACGCAGCCACCGGGGUGACGCCCUCUGGAACCACUUCGGCGUUGGCCGCUGGCCUCUACACGAGCACGUACGGUGGCUCGGUCACGUUGACGUCCGUUGUCCCCAGUGGCCCCUCGGGCGAGCCUGGUAUCACCGUCAUCUAUGUUCCUAGCAGCACGGUUGCUCCGACUGCAACGAUUACUGACUUGCCUGCUGGUGGGCUGUUCACGAGCUUCUACGACGGCUCAGUCACCUUCACUUCCACUUUGCCUUCCGGAUUGGCCGGCGGAUCGGGAGCCACGAUUGUCUACAUCCCUACCAUCACUGCGGCGCCCUCUCCCACCGCCACCGAUGUGGGCGGUUUAUUCACAAGCUUCUACGGCGGCUCUGUCACUUCCACCUCUGUCUUAUCAACGGGGCUCCUGGGUCAGCCUGGAGCUACGAUCAUCUAUAUCCCGAGCCCUUCUGCCACUUCGGCUUUACAGAAUGUCUUGACCAGCACAUACGGAGGAUCAAUCACGUUUACUUCUGUUAUUCCCACUGGUUCUCUUGGAGAACCUGAACAGACGGUCGUUUUCGUCCCAAGCCCAACUGGCGCUGUGGUGUCACCCUCAGCAGUACUUCCCAACAUCUUGACCAGCACAUACGGAGGCUCUGUCACGUUGACUUCUGUUAUUCCUAGUGGCUCCCUAGGACAGCCCGAACAGACGGUUGUUUUUGUCCCAAGCCAAACUGGCGCUGUGGUGUCACCCUCAGCAGCGUUGCCCAACAUCUUGACCAGCACAUACGGAGGAUCAAUCACGCUUACUUCUGUUAUUCCCACUGGUUCUUUAGGCGAUUCUGGACAGACAGUAGUGUUUGUUCCAAGCCCCACGGGUGUGAUUGCAUCCCCGUCAGCAGCGCUGCCCAACGUUCUGACCAGCACAUACGGAGGAUCUGUUACCUUUACUUCUGUCAUCCCUACUGGUUCUCUAGGUGAACCUGAGCAGACUGUGGUGUUUGUUCCAAGUCUCACAGACGCAGUGGCAUCGCCGUCAGAGGUGCUUCCCAACAUUCUCACUAGCACUUACGAUGGAUCCGUUACACUUACUUCGAUUAUUGCUACUGGUUCUCUCGGCGAACCUGGACAGACUGUGGUGUUUGUUCCAAGUCCCACAGGCGCAGUGGUAUCGCCAUCAGGGGCGCUUCCCAACAUUCUCACCAGCACAUACGGAGGAUCUGUUACCUUUACUUCUGUCAUCCCUACUGGUUCUCUAGGCGAACCUGAGCAGACUGUGGUGUUUGUUCCAAGUCCCACAGGCGCAGUGAUAUCGCCAUCAGGGGCGCUUCCCAACAUUCUCACUAGCACAUACGACGGAUCUGUCACGUUUACUUCUAUUAUUCCUACCGGUUCCUUGGGUGAGCCUGAGCGGACUGUAGUGUAUGUUCCAACGGCCUCCCGAAUCUUGUCGUUCGCCACCAUCACCGGCACUUACAGUGGUUUGGUUCCUACGGCGACCACCAUCUUGCCUACUGGCACUGACGACCUUGGCACCGUGAUCAUUCUCCAGCCCGCCUCUGCUGCCAGUGCUCUUCCUGGUCUCUUCAUCACCGCUACUAGCGGAUAUUCUGGCUUGACGACGGCGACAUCGACCAUCUUGCCCACCGGCACGGAGUCGAUUGGCGCCGUCAUCAUCCUGGUUCCCACGAAUACGGCCUCCGUCAGCUUCGUGACCGUUACCAGCGCGUACUCAGGCGUGAUACCAUCCGCGACCACCGUCUUCCCAACUGGAAGCGAUACCGUCGGCAUCGUCGUCCUCCUCGAGCCCAUCUCGUCCGCGGACAUUUCCUUCACCACCAUCACCAGCCCGUACACCGGCUUAUCGGCCUUGACUUCCACCAUCUUGCCGUCAGUCUCUGGGCAGCCGGGCACAGUGGUCGUGUUGCAGCCCAUCCAGUCCACCGCGGCAUCCGACGCCAGCCUAUUCACUACCGUCACCAGCGGAUAUGCUGGCCCGGUCGUUGCCACGUCCACGAUCCUGCCUACGGGCGCCGGCGCCAUUGGCACUGUUGUUAUUCUGGAGCCAACAGGUUCUGCGGCGUCCAGCGUCACGGUAUCGUACACGACCAUCAUCAGCACUUACGCCGGGUCUCUGCUGGCGACGUCGACUCAGGCACCCUCCGGCGCCGAUACUGUCGGAACGGUCGUCCUGCUCGUCCCGGCUUCGAGCGUCUCUAUCCCAGGGGUCUCGUCGUAUACCACUAUCACCAGCACCUACACCGGCGCGGUGCUUUCCAUCUCAACAGCCGCGCCCUCGGGUGCUGACACUGUUGGUACCGUCAUCAUUUUCGAGCCUUCUUCUACGGCAUCCUCACAGCUGCUGCCCACCGACCUCACUCCAAGUUCGAGCGCCGGUUCGGGUGCUGGUUCAAGUGCUGGCAUCCUGCCCGCCAUCUUCACCACUGUCACAAGCGGAUAUGCUGGCUCUGUUACUCAGACAACGACGCUUCUUCCUGAUCCUAGCGAUAUCGCCAGCAUCGGCACCGUGGUUGUUCAGGUUCCUCAGUCAGUACUGUCACCCGCGCUAAGUUCGAGUGCUGGAGUCCUGCCAGGCAUCUUUACGACUGUCACAAGCGGAUAUGCUGGCUCUAUCACUCAGACAACGACACUUCUCCCUGAUCCUAGCGAUAUAGCCAGCAUUGGCACCGUGGUUGUGCAGGUUCCUCAGUCACUUACUGAUCUCACUCAAAGUUCGAGCGCCGGUUCGGGUGCCGGUUCAAGUGCUGGUAUCCUGCCCGCCAUCUUCACAACUAUCACAAGCGGAUAUACUGGCUCUAUUACUCAGACAACAACAAUUCUCCCUGACCCUAGCGAUAUCUCAAGCAUCGGCACUGUUGUUGUCCAGGUUCCCCAGUCAGCGAUUGAUAGCAACACACCGUCACUCACCGACCUCACGCCAAGUUCGAGCGGUGGUUUAAGUGGUAGCAUCCUGCCCGCCACCUUCACUACUGUCACAAGUGGAUAUGCUGGCUCUGUUACUCAGACAACAACACUUCUCCCUGACCCUAGCGAUAUUGUAAGCAUUGGCACUGUUGUUGUCCAGGUUCCCCAGUCAGCGAUUGAUAGCAACACACCGUCACUCACCGACCUCACGCCAAGUUCGAGCGCUGGUUCAAGUGCUGGCAUCCUGCCCGCCACCUUCACUACUGUCACAAGUGGAUAUGCUGGCUCUGUUACUCAGAUAACAACACUUCUCCCUGAUCCUAGCGAUAUCUCAAGUAUUGGCACUGUUGUUGUUCAGGUUCCUGAGUCGGCACUGUCACUCACCAACCUCACGCCAAGUUUGAGCGCUGGUUUGAGUGCUGGCGUCCUGCCUGGCAUCUUUACCACUGUCACAAGUGCAUACACUGGCUCUGUUAUUCAGACAACAACGCUUCUACCUGAUCCUAGUGAUAUCGCAAGUAUCGGCACCGUGGUUGUCCAGGUUCCCGAGUCGGCACUGUCACAAACCGACGCCACGGGAUUGUCGAGUCGAUCCUACACCACUAUCUUCAGCACUGGAACCGGAGCUGAAGCUGCCACGAGGACGAUUGAACCGUUCAGCGGCGACCCCAUUGGCCUUGGCACUGUCAUUGUCAAUCUUCCCAACGUCCUGGCAACGUCGAGCCCGGCGAAUAGCGUCAGCAUCGUCUACACUACCAUCGUCAGCUUCUUCUCUGGCUCUAUCCCCGAGACGACCACGCUUGACCCCGCGAUCGGAGACAGCACUGGUACGGUUAUUAUUCAAGUUCCUCUCACCGCCUCUUCCAGCAUCCCUUACACCACCAUCACCAGUGGGUUCACCGGGCUGGUCCCCCAAACCACGACCAUUGCCCCUGGCGCUCCUGGAGACUUGGGAACUGUACUUGUUCAGGUCCCCUCAAGCUUAAUCGACGUACAAGCCGCCUCUUACGUGACGGUCACGAGCAGUGGCUUCACCGGCCUUGUUCCCUUGACGACCACGAUCCCGCCGGUCAACAGCGGAGAGCCUGGCACCGUCGUCGUGCAAGUGCCCGAUCCAACCCUGGCCAGCGGCAUCCUGUACACGACUGUCACGAGUGGCUAUGAUGGCUCCACCACCCUUACCUCGAGCCUCCCGCUGGGGACUGUCGGCGGAUCUCCGGUGCAGACGGUUCUUGUGCAAGUCCCUACCGCCUCUGUUGCGAACGGCAUCUUGUUUACCACCGUCACCAGCGGCUACGCCGGGUCCGUCACUCAGACCACGAGCCUGCCCCUGGGCACUGUCGACGGUUCUCCGGUUCAAACGGUUCUCGUCCAAGUUCCGAGUGCCACGAGCGCUCUGGACGGUCAGUAUACGACUCUGACCAGCGGCUACCCUGGGUCAGUCGUCACAACACAGACAGGCAUCCUCACGGGCGCCGAUGGCUUGGUCACCGUCCUCGUCUUGUCGCCAACCGCCAUCUCCUCGCCGAUUGCCACCAGUAGCCCUGGGUUCUUCGUUACCAUCACCUCUGGGUAUGGCGGGUCCAUCAUUGCCACUUCUACGGGCUCGGUUACCGGGGUUGACGGCCUCGUAACUGUAGUCGUUCAGACCCCCACCGCGACAGUUCUGCCCGGUCUUUCUUAUACCACCGUGACCAGCGGAUACGACGGAUCGGUCGUCCAGACUCUGAUCGGGUCAUCCACCGGUAUCGACGGUCUGGCUACUGUUGUUGUCCAGACACCCACUGCAAGCAUUUCUUCACCCUCAUCAGCUUCGCCUUCAACCAUACCUGGUCUCUCAUAUACUACUGUGACAAGCGGAUAUGAUGGUGGAUCAGUGGUCCAGACUAUCAUCGGAUCAUCUACCGGAAUUGAUGGACUGGCUACCGUUGUUAUCCAGACGCCCACCGAAAGCAUCACUUCGCCCUCAUCCAUUCCCGGCCUUUCGUACACCACAGUUACGAGUGGUUACGACGGAUCGGUCGUCCAGACUCUCGUUGGAUCCUCGACUGGUAUUGAUGGACUAGCCACUGUUGUUAUCCAGACCCCAACUUCAACAGUCCUGCCUGGCCUCUUAUACACCACCGUCACAAGCGGCUACGAUGGGUCAGUUGUGCAGACUCUUACUGAAUCUAUAACCGGCAUCGACGGACUAGCUACUGUUGUCAUCCAGACUCCCACCGCAAGCAUCACUUCGCCCUCGUCUGUUUCUGGCAUUUCGUACACCACAGUUACGAGUGGUUACGACGGAGCGGUCGUCCAGACUCUCGUUGGAUCCUCGACUGGUAUUGAUGGACUAGCCACUGUUGUUAUCCAGACCCCAACUUCAACAGUCCUGCCUGGCCUCUUAUACACCACCGUCACAAGCGGCUACGAUGGGUCAGUUGUGCAGACUCUUACUGAAUCUAUAACCGGCAUCGACGGGCUAGCUACUGUUCUCAUCCAGACUCCCACCGCAAGCAUCACUUCGCCCUCGUCUGUUUCUGGCAUUUCGUACACCACCGUUACAAGCGGGUACGAUGGAUCACUCGUUCAGACGCUUACUGGAUCCUUAACCGGGAUUGACGGGCUGGCAACGGUCAUUGUGCAGACACCUACUGCAGGAAUUACUUCGCCCUCGUCUACCUCUGGUGUCUCUUAUACAACAGUCACAAGUGGCUACGAUGGUUCCGUUCUCCAGACGAUUAUCGGCACUGUCACUGGCCUUGAUGGCCUGGCUACGGUUGUUAUCCAGACUCCCACCGCAAGCAUAUCUUCACCAUCAUCUGUCCCUGAUGUCUCGUAUACAACAGUUACAAGUGGUUAUGACGGGUCUUUGCUUCAAACACUUAUCGGUACUGCCACUGGUCCCGGCGGUUUGGCCACGGUUGUUGUUCAGGUACCCACUGCAACUCCCACCGAAAGCACCCCUUCGGCUUCAUCUGUCUCUGGUAUCUCGUAUACGACAAUUACAAGUGGCUAUGAUGGUUCCGUUCUCCAGACACUUGUCGGCACUGCCACUGGUCUGGACGGCUUGGCCACGGUUGUAAUCCAGACCCCCACCUCGGGCAUUUCCUCGCCUUCAGCUGUCUCUAGUCUCUCUUACACAACCGUCACAAGUGGCUACGGUGGCUCUUUACUCCAGACACUUAUCGGCACCGCCACGGGCGCCGAUGGUCUUGCAACUGUCGUCGUACAGACACCGAGCACAGUCCCAGGUGUAUCGUACACCACUGUCACCUCCGGGUAUGACGGCUCUUUGCUUCAAACGCUCAUUGGAACUGCAACUGGACUUGACGGUCUGGCUACAGUUGUUGUACAAACACCCACUGCGGCCACUUCUCUGCCAUCGUCAACCGUUCCUGGUCUAUCGUACACCACUGUUACCUCUGGGUAUGACGGCUCUUUGCUUCAAACGCUCAUUGGAACUGCAACUGGACUUGACGGUCUGGCUACAGUUGUUGUACAAACACCCACUGCGGCCACUUCUCUGCCAUCGUCAACCGUUCCUGGUCUAUCGUACACCACUGUCACCUCCGGGUAUGACGGCUCUUUGCUUCAAACGCUCAUUGGCACCGCAACUGGUCUUGAUGGCCUUGCCACGGUGCUCAUUCAAACACCCACGGCAGCCAUCACCUCGCCGACGACGACUGUCUCUGGCCUACCAUAUACCACAGUUACCAGUGGAUAUGGCGGAUCGCUUCUCCAGACUCUUAUCGGCACGGCCACUGGAGCAGACGGCCUCGCAACUGUGUUGGUCCAAGUACCAACUUCCUCGGUCGUUUCUGUCCCCUCCGUCACGGCGCCGCUGUCCUACACCACGGUCACCAGCGGGUAUGACGGAUCGUUGCUCCAGACCUUGCUCGGCACCGUCACCGGAGCAGACGGGCUUGCCACAGCCGUUGUUCAAGUUCCGACCGGCUCAACUACCGUUGUGCCUUCGGCAUCCACGACGCUCCCAAAUCUUUCAUACACAACUGUUACGAGUGGUUACAGCGGAAGCCUCCUCCAGACACUUAUUGGAACCGCGACCGGUCCAGACGGGCUGGCCACGGUUGUCAUCCAAACUCCCACGUCGGCGGCCACUUCUGCAACUUCGGUCACGCAGUCUAUCAUCUCGUACAUCACAGUCACGACCACCUACGAUGGUUCAGUCACCCUGUCGCAGACCGUUGCGCCAGCUGCCUCUGGUCUCCCUGGUACCAUUUUUGUUCAGAUCCCGACCAAUGUUGCUUCAAGCACGCCCUCGCUCAGCAUCUCGGAUGGUACCACCUAUACGACUAUCACCACGUUCGUCACGGCAUCCACGACUCAGAUCUCGACGCUUGCUCCAUCCGGCAAUGCCAAUCUUGUGACUGUGCUCGUUGCCGUUCCCCGAGUCCUCAGGUUUGCCACGGUUGGUGUCCCGGGUCUUUCAGUCACGGCCACCACGACCCUGCCUGUUGAGCCCGAUGGCGUUCAGACUGUCCUAAUCCAAGUUCCUACGUCCGUCAUAUCGUCUUCACCUGGAGCCAGCGGUAUCACCACCGUCUUCAGCACAUACCCCGGCUCGGUCACUCUGACAUCAACCGGCAGCCCAAUCCAGCCAGGAGAUCUGACUACAGUUCUUGUCCAGGUGCCUGCCGCCUUGGCCCAGAUCACCACCACGCGUUUCGGUGCACCCUCCGCGGGCACUACUACAAUCCCUGCUUUGAGCAGCGGCCUGCCGGCGACGGUUGUCAUCGAUGUUCCCGGCGUCUUCUCGACGGUCACCAGUGGAUACUCCGGUCUUCUUCCGACGACCACGACCGUGUUGCCUACGGAUCCCAACGGCAUUGGCCUGGUCAUAAUCCAGACUCCUACCGUUGGCUCUCUGUCCGGCACUCCGUCUACCGUCUUUACGACCGUCCCGGCCACGGGAUCUAUCCCGACCACAGCGACGGUUACUGGCGCAGACGGAGUUGUUUCCGUCAUUGUGCAGACUCCCGUCUCUAGCAUUCUGAGGUCCACUGUCUUCACCACAGUUCCUGGCACCGGCCUUCUGCCCCAGACCACGACCGUCACCGGCGCCGAUGGUGUUGUAUCUGUUAUCUUACAGACUCCCGCCACUUCCGGACAGGCACUAUCGACCAUCUUCACUACAGCCCCUGGUACUGGCCUCCUACCCCAGACUACGACUGUUACUGGAGCCGAUGGCAUUGUCUCUGUCAUCCUACAGACUCCUACUACAUCUGGACAGGUACUUUCAACUGUCUUUACUACGGUUCCUGGCACCGGUCUCCUUCCCCAGGCUACAACAGUCACCGGAGCGGAUGGUGUGGUGUCUGUUAUUCUCGAGACCCCGACUUCCAGCACCAGCGCUUCUGGAGGUGUAACCUCAAGCACCGCUGGAGCACCGACUACGGUUUUCACAACAGUUCCUGGGUCCGCCGCUCUACCGGCAACUACAACAGUCACCGGCCUGGAUGGCGUCGUUUCCGUCAUCUACCUCGAGCCGACAUCUUCUGGCCAGAGUUCCGUCGCGCUCACCACCGUCUUCACAACAGUGCCCGGUACCGGAGCCCUCCCGGUGACUUCCAUCAUCACCGGAGCCAACGGAGUGGUGUCAGUCAUCGUAUCAGAGCCCACCUCCAGCCUACUGGCAGGCUCCUUCACCACCAUCACCACUGGUGGGCCGGUCGCCGCAACGAGCACGAUUCUCCCUGCGAUCAUCGGCGGAGUUGGCACUGUCAUUGUGCAGACGCCGACGAUCUCGGCAAGCCCCGGCGGAUUCGUCACCGUCACAUCUGGUGGCCCGGUCGCGUCGACCUUUACCCUCUCAGCGGCCGACUCUGCCGGCGUCCAGACGGUUGUCAUCCAGACUCCUACCGUUAGCCCCACCGCUUCAUCAGCAUCGGUCUCGAGUCGCGGCAUCACCACGGUCACAUCUACUUACGGUGGAAGCAUUCGCUUCACAACGUCCAUCGAUGUCAACAUUAGUGCAGACGUGUCUGUCAUCGUCUUCGUGCCUUCCACCGAGGCCGGUGCCACGACAACGGCUUCCAGCGGCAGCUCGUACACCACCGUGACCACUGGUGUUCCUGGCACUUUCACUGGAACGCAGACGACGACGCUUCCUCCUGGGCCUGACGGAUACGCGACGGUACUUGAGCAGACUGCCGACCCCGAUGCCACUUCCAGUCCCGAUGCCACCUCCAGUCCCGAUGCCACCUCCAGCCCCAGCGCUGUCUCGUACACAACCAUCGCAACUGGAAUCAUUGGAAGCUUUGUUGGUCUUCAGACCACAACCUUGCCGGCAGGACCCAACGGUUUGGCUACCGUCCUUGUCCAAAGUGCCGUUCCUUCUCAGAGCGUCUCGUUCACCACCAUCUUGUCCGGAGUGCCUGGAACCUUUAUUGGAACUCAAGCAACAACUUUGCCCGCGGGUACCAAUGGCAUCGUGACUGUCCUCCUCCAGACUGCUCUGCCAACCGCAAGCCCGGUCUCGUACACGACGAUUGCCUCUGGAGUUCCUGGUACUUUUGCCGGGCUUCAGACAACUACCCUGCCAGCUGGCCCUGAUGGCAUCGCGACAGUCCUUGUACAGAGUGCUCUGCCAACCGCAAGCCCAACUUCCUAUACGACAAUCUUCUCAGGAGUGCCUGGGACGUUCGUCGGGUCUCAGACGACUACAUUGCCUGCCGGCCUUGAUGGUAUUGCUACGGUUGUUGUUCAAAGUGCUCUUCCUACAUCGGGAGUUUCCUACACUACAGUAUUCUCUGGUGUGCCUGGCACUUUCAUCGGACCUCAGACCACUACUUUGCCCGCCGGCCCCAACGGUCUUAUCACGGUCCUUGUCCAGAGCGCUCUGCCAACCGCAAGCCCAACUUCCUAUACAACAAUCUUCUCAGGAGUGCCUGGAACAUUUGCCGGCCCUCAGACUACCACCCUACCAGCUGGCCUUGAUGGCAUCGCUACGGUUGUUGUUCAAAGUGCACUACCUACAUCCGGCGUCUCUUAUACAACAGUUUUCUCCGGGGUCCCAGGGACUUUCAUUGGGCCUCAAACCACGACUUUGCCUGCUGGCCCUGACGGCCUUGUCACUGUUGUUGUUCAGAGCGCCCUUCCAACAUCUGGUGUCUCUUACACGACAUUGUUCUCUGGGGUACCUGGCACCUUCAUCGGAUCUCAAACCACGACUCUGCCUGCUGGCCCUGACGGAUUGGCUACUGUGCUUGUUCAAAGCGCGAUUCCGACGUCUGGCGUUUCUUUCACAACUGUGUUUUCUCCGGUCUCCGGCACCUUCGUUGGUCCUCAAACCAGAACCUUGCCUGCUGGUCCGGACGGACUUGUCACUGUGCUUGUUCAAAGCGCAAUCCCAACGUCCGGCGUCUCGUACACGACUCUCCUUACAGGUGUUCCUGGAAACUUCCCUGGGCUGCUUACCAGUACCCUCCCAGCUGGACCAGACGGAAUCGCGACGGUGCUUAUUCAGAGUGCCCUCCCUACUACAAGCCCAGCCGCAUUCACCACUAUCGUCACUGGUAUCCCUGGCACCUUCAUCGGAGCUCAGACGACUACUCUACCAGUUGGAAGCAAUGGUGUCGCUACCAUUUUGAUCCAGACCGCUUUGCCAACCGCGAGUCCAACUUCAUACACCACCAUCUUCAGCGGUAUUCCUGGCUUGCUCGGACCACAGACGAGCACUCUUCCAGCCGGAAGCAAUGGCGUUGCCACUGUUGUCAUCCAGACCGCUUUGCCAACCGCAAGCCCGACUUCGUACACCACAAUCUUCAGCGGUAUUCCGGGCUUGCUUGGGCCACAGACAACCACUUUACCAGUUGGCCCUGACGGGGUUGCAACUGUUCUUAUCCAGACCUCCUUGCCAACUGCAAGUGCAACAUCGUAUACCACCUUAUUCAGUGGUGUUCCCGGUCUGCUCGGGCCGCAAACGAGCACUUUACCGGCCGGGCCGGAUGGAGUCGCGACUGUCCUUAUCCAGUCUGCUCUGCCAACAGCCAGUCCAACUUCGUAUACUACUUUAUUUAGUGGCAUCCCAGGUCUAGUUGCGUCGCGGACGAGCACCUUGCCAGUUGGCCUAGACGGCCUUGGAACUGUCCUCAUCGAGACUCCUCUGCCAAGCACCAGCCCGACGUUGUUCACGACUCUCUUCACCGGAAUCCCUGGCACCUUCAUUGGGUCCUUAACAAGUACGCUUCCCGCUGGUCCUAACGGAAUCGCCACUGUGAUCGUUCAGACUGCUUUGCCAACAGCAAGCCCGACGUCAUAUACCACCUUGUUCAGUGGCAUUCCGGGUACCUUUAUCGGAUCACAGAUUACAACCUUGCCUGCUGGACCAGACGGAAUCGCAACGGUCCUUGUGCAAACUGCUCUACCAACCGCUCUCCCGUCAUCUUACACAACAGUGAUAAGCGGAGUUCCUGGCACAUUCCUUGGUAGCCAGACAACAACUCUCCCAGCUGGCCUUGAUGGUAUCGCUACUGUUGUUAUCCAAACCGCAUUGUCUACAGCAUCCCCCGCAUCAUACACCACGCUCUUGACUGGCAUCGCAGGGACAUUCUUAGGCUUACAGACAUCCACCUUGCCAGUCGGUCCCAACGGCAUCGCCACUGUUCUCAUCCAGAGUGCCCUACCUACAGUAAGCCCAACGUCUUAUACCACUUUGUUCACUGGCAUCCUAGGGAACUUCUUGGGCUUGCAGACAUCCACCUUGCCGGUCGGUCCCAACGGCAUCGCAACUGUUCUCAUCCAGAGUGCCCUACCUACAGCAAGCCUAACGUCUUAUACCACUUUGUUCACUGGCAUCCCAGGGAACUUCUUGGGCUUGCAGACAUCCACCUUGCCGGUCGGUCUCAACGGCAUCGCAACUGUUCUUGUCCAAAGUGCCCUACCCACGGCCAGCCCGACAUCAUAUACCACCUUGGUCACUGGUAUUCCGGGCACAUUCCUCGGCUUGCAAACAUCAACGCUGCCUGCUGGGAUCAAUGGCAUCGCAACUGUUCUCAUCCAGAGUGCCCUACCUACAGCAAGCCCGACGUCUUAUACCACUUUGUUCACUGGCAUCCCAGGGAACUUCUUGGGCUUGCAGACAUCCACCUUGCCGGUCGGUUCCAACGGCAUCGCAACUGUUCUUGUCCAAAGUGCCCUACCCACGGCCAGCCCUACCUCGUAUACCACUUUAGUCACUGGUAUCCCAGGCACAUUCAUCGGCUCGCUAACUUCAACGCUGCCUGCCGGUCUCAAUGGGGUUGCGACUGUUCUUAUUCAAACAGCGCUUCCAACCUCAAGUCCUGUGGCGUAUACAACCCUGCUUACCGGGAUCCCAGGAUCGUUCUUGGGCUCACAAACAACUACGCUACCAGCUGGUGCGGAUGGCUUGGCAACCGUUCUUAUUCAGACUGCCCUCCCAACAGCAAGUCCCACCUCAUAUAUCACGAUUCUUACUGGGGUGCCCGGAACUUUCGCUGGCACUCAAGCUACAACACUCCCCGUGGGAACCGAUGGCAUCGCCACGGUCAUCUUCCAGACGGCUGUUCCAACGCCAACUUCAAGCAGCUCUGGUGUCGCAUAUACUACCAUUUUGACUGGAGUUAUCGGCUCCUUCGUUGGCACUCAGACGACCACUCUGCCCAUCGUCGGCGGCACUGUUGGCACUGUUCUCUUGGAGACUGCUCUGGCCUCGCCCAGCCCCGUUGUCUCUUACACGACGAUUUUGACCGGUAUCCCGGGAUCGUUCAUUGGCACACAGGCAACCACACUCCCGAUAAGCGUCGGCAGCAUCGGCACGGUUCUUCUACAGACCGCUAUUCCUACAGCAACUCCCAGCGUCAGCGUCAGCAUCACCUACAUCACCAUUGUCACUGGUGUCUUUGGUACUUUUGCCGGAACUCAGACGAGCACUUUGCCCAUAUCUUCCAUCCCAGGGUUCGGGCUCGGCAAUACGGCCACAGUCCUUCUGCAGACUGCAAUUCCCCCAACGAGCGCCAUUUCAUAUACCACCGUUGUUUCUGGUAUCGUUGGAAGCUUUACCGGAACGCGGGCCACGACCCUUCCGGGCGUUGGCCCCGAUGGCUUGGCUACCGUGCUUCUCGAGACGGCCAUUCCCGCGGCAGCUUCAUACACAACUCUGGUCACCGGCAUUCCGGGCUCUUUCAUCGGCACUCAGACCACGACCCUGCCGGGCACUGGAGCUGACGGCCUCGGGACGGUUCUCUUACAGACAGCGCUUCCCACAGCCACAGCAGCCUCAUACACAACCAUCGUUAGCGGCAUUUUGGGCAGUUUUACUGGUACUCAAACCACAACCUUGCCAGGAACUGGCAUUAAUGGUCUUGGUACGGUCGUCUUGCAGACGGCUAUUCCCACGACUACUGCGGCUUCCUACACAACCAUUGUUACUGGUAUCAUUGGGAACUUUGUUGGAACGCAGACAACUACUCUACCUGGAACCGGUAUCAACGGCCUCGAGACCGUUCUUUUGCAGACGGCACUUCCAGCAGCUACGUCCUAUACAACAAUCUUCAGUGGUAUCGUUGGAAACUUCCCUGGCACUCAAACAACCACCCUACCCGGUACUGGGAUCAACGGCAUUGGAACCGUUCUUUUGCAGACGGCACUUCCAGCGGCUACAUCGUACACUACCGUUUUCAGUGGCAUCGUCGGCAGCUUCAUUGGAACCCAAACGACAACCCUGCCCGGCACCGGAGCCGAUGGUCUUGGUACCGUCGUUUUGCAGACCCCCAUACCUACCACGAGCCUUUCGUUCACGACUCAAAUCACUGGUAUCGCUGGUAACUUCGUCGGUACUCAAACCACCACGCUGCCUGUCGUUGGCUCUGGAAAUGUGGCAACUGUCCUCCUCCAGACUGCCCUUCCUAUUGCUUCAUACACGACACUUUUGACAGGAGUCCCCGGAUCUUUCAUCGGCACCCAGACAUCCACAUUGCCUGUUGUUGGAAGCGGUGGAGUGGUCACUGUCCUUCUCCAGACUGCCCUUCCUGUUGUUUCCUACACGACUCUUUUGACCGGAGUCCCUGGAUCCUUCGUUGGCACACGGACGUCCACUUUGCCCGUCAUUGGAAGCGGUGGAGUGGCCACCGUUUUGCUUGAAACUGCCGUUCCUGAUGUUUCGUACACAACGUUAUUGACGGGCAUUCCUGGAAACUUCGUUGGAACUUUGGCGACCACACUGCCGGUCAUCGGCACUGGCAACGUUGCCACGGUUCUGCUCCAGACGGCUCUGCCUUCCGCCACCAGCUCAUCGUCGGUCCCGUCAGUCACUGUUAUCAACACUUCGUACGUGACUAUCGUCACCGGAGUCUUUGGCAGUUUUGCUGGGACCCAAACGACUACUCUGCCGGCUGCCAUCACCAACCCAGGGCUGGUCACCGUGCUUCUGCAGACGGCAAUCUCAAGCUCCGGGUCGACGUUGUACACAACGCUUCUUACUGGCAUCAACGGAACCAACUUCCCCGGAACGAGGACAACCACUCUUCCGGUCAUCGGAACUAUCGGUACAGUUCUUUUGGAGACUGCCAUCCCUGAUGCUCCAGUCACUUCCUACACGACCAUUCUCACUGGUCUCACUGGCGUGAGCUUCCCUGGGACGAGGGCGACAACUCUUCCGGUCAUUGGAACUAUCGGUACAGUCCUUUUGGAGACUGCCAUCCCUGAUGCUCCAGUCACUUCCUACACGACCAUUCUCACUGGUCUCACUGGCGUGAGCUUCCCUGGGACGAGGGCGACAACUCUUCCGGUCAUUGGAACUAUCGGUACAGUCCUUUUGGAGACUGCCAUCCCUGAUGCUCCAGUCACUUCCUACACAACCAUUCUCACUGGUCUCAGUGGCGUAAGCUUCCCUGGUACAAGGGCAACAACUCUCCCAGUGAUUGGCACUAUCGGAACUGUUCUUCUCGAGACCGCCAUCCCCGAUGCCCCAGUCACCUCUUAUGUCACAAUCCCGACUGGUAUUCUCGGUGCCAGCUUCCUUGGAACCCAGCUUUCAACGCUGCCGGUUUCGGGCACUAUUGGAACUGUUUUGCAGCAGACCGCCAUUCCCAACCCAGUUACGUCGUAUGUCACAAUUCCAACUGGUAUUUUGGGGGCAUCGUUCCUCGGAACCCAGUUCUCGACUUUGCCAGUUGUCGGUACUGUUGGUACUGUAUUGCAACAGACUGCUAUUCCCAAUCCAGUUACGUCGUACGUUACAAUCCCGACUGGUAUCUUAGGAGCGUCGUUCCUCGGAACCCAGUUCUCAACUCUGCCAGUCGUCGGCACCAUCGGCACCGUGCUACAGCAGACCGCCAUUCCCAACCCAGUAACGUCGUAUGUCACGAUCCCAACUGGUAUACUCGGGGCAUCGUUCCUCGGCACCCAGUUUUCGACUUUGCCAGUUGUCGGUACUGUUGGUACUGUAUUGCAACAGACUGCUAUUCCAAACCCAGUUACAUCGUAUGUCACGAUUCCGACUGGCAUCCUCGGGGCAUCAUUCAUCGGCACCCAGUUCUCAACUCUACCAGUCGUCGGCACCAUCGGCACCGUUCUGCAGCAGACCGCCAUCCCCAACCCCGUCACCUCCUACACAACCAUCUUCAGCGGAGUCCAGGGAGCAAGCUUCCUUGGAAGUCAAAUCUCUACUCUCCCUGUCGUUGGCACAAUCGGAACCGUGUUGGUCCAGACGGCAAUCCCCAACCCAGUUACCUCAUAUACAACAAUUCUUACGGGGGUCAGCGGCGUCUUUGCCGGGACACGGGCGACCACACUACCUGUGUCCGGCACCAUCGGAACCGUGCUUCUGGAGACGGCUUUGCCAGAAGUACCAGCCACUUCGUACACCACAGUUCUCACCGGUGUGCAAGGGACAUUCCUCGGCCUGCAGACCACGACUCUGCCGGUCGCGGGCACGCUCGGAACCGUCCUGGUUCAGUCGGCUUUGCCUCUUGUUACCUCGUACACCACUGUGUUCAGCGGUGUCACCGGCCUCGCUGGCCCGCUUACAUCCACACUCCCGGUGACCGGCACUGUCGGAACCGUUGUUAUCGAGACGGCCCUUCCAGUCAUCACUUCAUACACCACUAUCUUCAGUGGUAUUCCUGGUCUGGCUGGGCCCGUCACGAGCACGAUACCGGCCGUGGGAGGGGGAAACCUCGCAACCGUUCUUGUCCAGACUGCUCUGCCCCUCGUCACCUCAUACACCACAGUAUUCAGUGGUGUCACUGGCCUGGCUGCCCCUCUCACUUCUACGCUUCCAGUCAGCGGUACAGUUGGGACCGUGGUUGUUCAGACUGCCCUUCCCGUUGUUACAUCUUACACCACAAUCUUCAGUGGCGUUACAGGCCUUACUGGGCCUGUCACAAGCACAAUCCCGGCUGUCAGUGGAAAUCUUGCGACUGUUGUCAUUCAGACUGCUCUCCCGGUUGUCACUUCGUACACUACUGUCUUCAGUGGUGUUACUGGUCUUUCUGGACCUGUUACAAGCACGAUACCGGUCGUGGGAGGAGGAAAUGUCGCAACAGUCCUUGUCCAGACUGCCCUUCCCAUCGGUACAUCAUACACUACCGUCUUCCAAGGCGUUACUGGUCUUACUGGACCAGUCACAAGCACGAUACCGGCUGUCAGUGGGAAUCUUGCGACUGUUGUCAUUCAGACUGCCCUUCCCAUCGUUACAUCAUACACCACCGUCUUCCAAGGCAUCGCUGGUCUUACUGGACCAGUCACCAGUACAAUCCCGGCAGUCGGAGGUGGAAACCUCGCAACUGUCCUUGUCCAAACCGCCCUGCCCGUCAUCACCUCAUACACCACUGUCUUCAGUGGCGUUACUGGUUUACUGAACCCAUUGACAAGCACAAUUCCCGGAAGCGGAAGCAUUGCCACUGUUGUCAUCCAGACUGCUCUCCCUGUUGCGACAUCGUAUACAACAAUCUUCCAAGGCGUGACUGGUCUUACCGGACCAGUCACCAGUACGAUCCCCGCUGUCGGAGGAGGAAAUCUUGCGACUGUUGUUGUCCAGACUGCUCUUCCGGUCAUAACAUCUUACACGACUGUCUUCAAUGGUGUUACUGGCCUACUGAAUCCCAUAACCAGUACUAUACCUGGGGUUGGCAGCAUUGCCACAGUUGUGAUCCAGACGGCCUUGCCUGUUGCCACGUCUUACACAACUGUCUUCAGCGGUGUUACUGGUCUACUCAACCCAGUGACGAGCACCAUAUCUGGGGCUGGCAGCGUUGCCACAGUCGUCAUCCAGACAGCCCUUCCAGUCGUAACCUCCUACACAACGGUUUUCAGUGGUGUUGCCGGCUUACUAAACCCUGUCACAAGCACUAUUCCUGGAGCCGGCAGUAUCGCAACUGUGGUUAUCCAGACGGCUUUGCCUGUUGUAACCUCAUAUACCACAGUCUUCAGCGGCGUUGCUGGACUUGCGGCACCUGUCACAAGCACUAUUCCUGGAGCCGGCAGUAUCGCAACUGUGGUCAUCCAAACUGCUCUGCCCGUUGUUACGUCAUAUAUCACAGUCUUCAGCGGCGUUGCUGGACUUGCGGCACCUGUCACAAGUACUAUCCCUGGUGUAGGCAGCGUUGCAACUGUGGUAAUCCAGACGGCCUUGCCUGUUGUCACCUCGUAUAUAACAGUGUUCAGCGGCGUGACAGGUCUCGCUGCGCCAGUCACAAGCACCGUCCCUGGCGCCGGCAGCAUCGUGACUGUGGUUGUCCAGACGGCUUUGCCUGUUCUAAACCCCGUCUACACGACCAUCCCCACUGGAGUCACGGGCGCCUUUGCCGGAGUUUCGUUCGUCACCCUCUCUGGUUCCGGAGUCACCAGGACAGUCCUCGCUCAAACAGCUCUGCCAUCAAGUACGUCGUACACCACCGUUACGACUGGCGUCGUUGGCACAUUUACCGGAACUCGGGUCACCACCGCCGGAAACACGGUCUUCCAGGAGACGGCCUUCCCGCGCAGCACACAGACGUAUCAGCCCUCGGGAUGUAUCCCGACGCCGUCCGCCGCUGCCUCUACGGGCGGUGUCUGUCUUUCGAACCCUACUUUGCCAUCUGCGUGCUCGACACUUACUGGGACCCUCUUCGGCUACAGCCAAGCCGCUUUGGACGCCUGCAGAAUCGCUCUGGGAACGACCGCCAAUUUCCCUGGCGUCGAUACCUGUCUCCCACUCAGCCUACUUGGUAACCUCUUGGGAUUCAACCAUGCCCAGUGUCUUACAGCCGCCUUGAACAAGGUGUGUAUCCCGAGACUUCCCACCGCUUGCGCCGGCCUCGCCACGGCUGUCGGGCAGGAUGUUAUCACAGCCAAUGUCAAGCUUUGUUCCCAGGCCCUCGGUGCCUUCAACCAGACCGUAGGCAUUGUGUCCAAGACGGCGUCAGGUGCCUUGGGCUGUACAAGCACCGUCUUCACCAGUGGCCUCGCCGCUCUCAACUGCUUCGAAAGCAGGCUCGCCCUGCCAGUCAACUCGACGGCCGCCGGGCUUACGAACGCAGUCCUUUGUCCUACGCCAGGCAAGGCUUGUGGUCAAGCUCCCGCGGCUUGCGGCUCGCUCCUCGACAUCACGCUGGACACGACCCAGAUUGGGGCCGCGCUCAAUACUUGCCAGCUCGAACUCAACAAUCUACUCUCAUCUUUAGGACAAACAGUAACCAACACCGUGGGUGUAUUAGGUUGUACACUUGGUGAUGUUGUCGGUCUUGUGGGCAACCUCCUUGGACAAAAGACACAAUCGUACGCCCAGUGUAUACAACAGCAGGCUGCGGCAAGCUGCAUCACCACACUGCCCGACACUUGUCUCAAACUGGGAGUCAAUGCAAGCAACGGCAUAAAUGUUGGCCUCGUCAGCUCGGCAGACCUGCUGAGUUGUGUCACCAGUCUCGGCCCGCUCCUGGCCAACGGCGCCGCCCUCCAGUGUCUGAGCCUGUCACUGACGGGAGACGCCAUCGUAAACUGUUUGAACUUGCGCCUGUUCGGCAUCGCCGAGGUCAACGUCACAGUUUAA